CGGUACUGGCUCAUGAAGUCUGAGCCGGAUGUUCGCAUCGAGGACGGUUAUGAGAUCAAGUUCUCUGUUGAUGAUUUGGCUGCCAAGAAGACGCCCGAGGGCUGGGAGGGUAUUCGGAAUUACGUCGCGCGGAAUAACCUGCGAGGUAUGAGAAAGGGCGACAAGGCUUUCUUCUAUCACUCGAACUGUAAAGAGCCUGGUGUUGUUGGUAUCAUGAGUAUAGCCAAGGAGCAUUCGCCCGACUGGAACGCCUGCAUCAAUGACAACCCGUACUACGACGACAGCGCCCCGCACGACGGGAGCAAAUGGAGCCUCGUUCACGUCAAGAUCGAGCACAAGUUCCCGCGCAUCGUGCCGCUGAGCCUCCUGAAGGAGUCGCGGAGUCACGGCCCGCUGCAGAACAUGGAGCUGCUGAAGCAGUCCCGUCUCAGCGUAAACAAGGUUACGCGGGAGGAGUGGGAUGAAGUCAUCCGCAUGGCGAAGGAGCUCGACGAGGACAAGGAGUGGGAUCAGACUGUCGAGGAGUCGAAGAAGUUUCCUAACUAUUCGGCUGCAUGA
This is a messenger RNA of Colletotrichum godetiae, 558 nucleotides long. RefSeq names its product PUA-like domain-containing protein. NCBI's taxonomy places the organism in Eukaryota, Fungi, Ascomycota, Sordariomycetes, Glomerellales, Glomerellaceae. The record is from RefSeq and is a predicted model, not a curated record. The transcript has 3 exons. The annotation marks the transcript as partial. Gene Ontology annotation, cellular component: nucleus.